Messenger RNA from Diabrotica balteata, 2694 nucleotides. Lineage: Eukaryota; Metazoa; Arthropoda; Insecta; Coleoptera; Chrysomelidae. The record is from the annotation of a GenBank genome assembly.
GGAAGUUACUAGAGAAUGUCAUUUGUCAGCUGAAGCAAAAAUGAAAGUAACGUGAAACUUAACCAAUACCACAAUUUACUUCAAAUAAUGUUAUUAUUACCUCUCAUAUAGCAAAUAUAAUGAACUUGUAAUUUAUUUUUCCUUAUUUGAAGUAGUUUUUGCCGCAAUGGACUCUGAUGAGUUGCGCAAUAUUGAGUUCAUUGAUUUAAAUGGAGUCGAUGAAAAAGAACAGCUUCAUAUAAGAAAUUCCUUGCAGCAGUAUGAUCCCAGUGUACAACUACCAUGGGUGAAAGAGAAAAAGUUGUUUGCAGAAGGAAAGUACCAGCAAAAGAAUAAGGAACCUGAAUUAAGCAACAUCCAACAACCAGUAGUACCAAGUUCUGCACAUCAUGAGCAUCACAAUCCAUACAUCCAACAUCCUAUAAUCCCUCAAUCAGUAUACUGCAAUCAUCUGCAACCUUCAGUUGUAGUUCAGCCAAUAAUUACUAUUCCUCAUCCGCCUAAUAUAGUAUAUUAUGCCACCAAUGCCAUGUCACCAGUGUCUCCUCCUUAUCCACAAGUUUUUAUAUCCCAUAGAACCUACUCUCCUCCAACCACAUAUGCACUUCCAGUCCAUGUUCCAGAGGGAGCUAUUAAUGAGAUGGUACCAAAACAGAAUGGGGUUACUGAAGACAAAGAAAUACAUGAAAAUGGUGCCACAGGCAAAGCACCUGAAAUGACACCCAAGGCACCUGUGGUAGUUAAUGGCACUGACAACAUAGAAACUCCUAGUCCAGCACCUGCCAACAAAUCGUGGGCUAGUUUGUUUAGUUCAAGUAAACCGAAUACCUCUCCCAAUACUGCAAAGGAAACUAAAGAGAAGAAUAAUUCUGAACAGGCUGUGAACAAGGAAUCCAACAACAAUACCCAAUUGUGUCCCAUUAAACAUCCUAGAAAGUCACAUCAAUUUGUCGAUCCAGAUUGUUAUAGGAUGGGAGAGUAUUUACUUUCAUACGUCAUCGAUGGCAAAGCACUCAGUUUGCAACCAAGAGGUUUGUUAAAUCAGAGCAACUAUUGCUACAUCAAUUCAAUACUACAAGCUCUGAUUGCAUGCCCGCCUUUGUACAAUUUGCUCAUAGGACUUGCACAAAACAUCUCGUCCAAUGAGAAGAGGAAGCCCACGCCAGUCAUCGACGGAAUGUGUCGUUUCGUCAAAGAAUUCAAACAUUUACCUCCAAACGUGAGAGUCAAGGACAACAAAAAGGCUGAUAAGAACGCGAAAAAGGACCUGAACGUCAUGAUAAACACUGAUAUACCAUUCGAGCCCACUUGGAUAUACAAAAUGUUGAAUGGGAUUCGAACUGAUCUCAUCGAAGGCAGACAAGAGGAUGCUGAAGAGUUCCUAGGAUUCUUGUUGAACGGUUUAAAUGAUGAAAUGCUAGAGUUGAUUAAACUCGUGAAAAGUGACUUUGAUGAACCGCUAGAAGCUCCAACACAAGUUGAAGAUGAUGCCGACAAAGAAUGGAAGGUGAUGGGACCAAAGAAUAAAGGCAGCAUAACACGAAGAACUGACUUUGACAGAACCCCCAUCAGUGACAUUUUCGGGGGAUUAUUGAAGUCUAGAAUUCAAAGAACCGGCGACCUUAGUACUGAGAAUAUUCAACCGUUCCUGACAUUACAGUUGAACAUAGAGAAAGUGAAAACGGUGAGGGAAGCUCUGGAGAUGCUCGUCAAUAGACACCAGCUGGAAGGACUGACUUCAUCCAAAACCAACGAGGAAGUAGAGGCCUGGCAGCAGGUUUUACUAGACGAGCUACCAGUCAUUUUGAUUUUGCACUUGAAAUGUUUCGACUAUAAGCAAGACGGCUGCACAAAGAUCGUUAAGGCUUUGGAAUUCCCCGUCGAUUUGAAAAUAGAUCAGAAAUUACUGUCUUCAAAGACACAAACCCAGAAAGAAAAGCACUACAAACUGUUCGCUGUGGUUUAUCACGACGGUAAAGAAGCCAGCAAGGGGCACUACGUGACAGAUGCCUUCCAUGUUGGCUACAGCUCUUGGUUGCGGUAUGAUGACGCCUCAGUGAAGACGGUCCAAGAGGAGCAAGUAUUGAAGCCGCAAGGAACUAGAGUUCCGUAUUUAUUGUUCUAUCGACGUAGUGAUACCAUUAGAGGGAAAUAGUGUGCCAGGUUGUUGAGGCCUAUAACGCGAUUUAGGAAUCUUUCGACUCAGAUUAGCAACGGUAUUAAAAGAGCGGUUGGAGUGAGAUGGAACAAAAAUAGAUGAAUUUUUUAUAGUUUUUACAGUUUUUGGCAUUUAUUUCUAUACACAAAACUAUAAUAUCGUAUAUUAACUGAUUUUUUCAGUAGUUUGACAGGACAUUAUGACUGUUUUGCUUUUUCUUGUCCAUUAUGAUACAUAAGGAUAACUUUGGGGGUAAUUAAGGAAAACUAAUAAACAAAAAAACUAUGUUAACAGGAGCAGCCUAUACCCUCCUCAAUUUGUUCUAGAUUAUAUUUACAGAUGGUUUUUAUAAAUCCAACUCUUGGAAGCAUCUUGAUUUUUCCAUUUGACUGCAAAAUUAUCUUUAACAUUAGAUUUUAAAUUUGUUGUUAAAGCUAGUUCUUUCUACCUCUCUCUGGCUAAUUGCGGCAGUGCGUUAGAAGGAAGUAAAGACUUCCUUCAAACAGCAAUGCAAAGUUUGUCGAUUUCACGGCAGG